This is a messenger RNA of Rosa chinensis, 1509 nucleotides long. RefSeq lists its product as uncharacterized. The record is from RefSeq and is a predicted model, not a curated record. The coding region runs from base 1 to 1509 and encodes 502 amino acids. The transcript has a single exon. NCBI's taxonomy places the organism in Eukaryota, Viridiplantae, Streptophyta, Magnoliopsida, Rosales, Rosaceae.
AUGGAUAAAUCUUGGAUUAAUGAAGAUAUGAACACUUUAAAGUAUGAAAUGGGUGUUGAAACUUUCUUAAUUUUUGCUGAAGAAAAUGCUAGCAACCCUAAAAGAAUUCCAUGCCCUUGCUCAAGAUAUGUAAACUUCAAAAAGAAGUUGAUUAAUGUCAUUAGGGGACACUUGUUUGAUUACAGCUUUAGUUUGGGCUAUACAAAUUGGAUUUGGCAUGGAGAACCUACUUUGUCCUCCUGUGCUAGUGCACCUAUUGGCUCUCCUCCAAACCCUCAGUUUUGUUCUGAAACUGUUAAUAUGUGUGAAGCUGCCUUUAAUGAAGGUGAUUAUGAUGAGGAGUCGUAUGAGUUCAAUAAGUUUGUCGAGGAAGCAGAAAGACCAUUAUUUGAUAAUAGUGACCACACUAAGUUAGAAGCAUUAGCGCAACUUCACAAUUUGAAAGCUAGGUUUAGUAUGAGUGAUACUUGUUUUUCUGACUUACUUGCCACUGUUGGGUCUUUGCUUCCGAAAGAUAAUGUACUGCCUCAAUCUCUAUAUGAGGCAAAGAAGACUCUCUCCAAUUUGGGGUUGCAAUAUGAGAAAAUACAUGCAUGUCCUAAUGACUGCAUAUUGUUUAGGAAAGAGUUUUCUGAUGCAAUUACUUGUCCUAAGUGUGGUGUGUCUCGUUGGAAGCUAAAGAAGGAACAACCAGCUAAGGUGUUGUGGUAUUUUCCUAUAAUUCCCAGAUUUAAACGCUUGUAUAAAUCUGCUUCAAUUGCUGAAAUGCUUACUUGGCAUGAAGACAAGCGAACUAAGGAUGGACAUAUGCGCCAUCCAGCUGAUUCUCCUGCUUGGAAGUUGGUUGAUUAUAAGUGGCCCGAAUUCGCUUCUGAAUCAAGAAAUCUUAGGUUAGCAUUGUCAGCUAAUGAUAUCAAUCCACAUAGCUCUAUGAGUAGUAGAUAUAGUUACUGGCCCGUAAUAUUGGUGACUUAUAAUCUUCCUCCAUGGUUAUGCAUGAAGAGGAAGUUUAUGAUGUUAUCUCUAUUAAUUUCUGGUCCAAAACAGCCGGGAAAUGAUAUAGAUAUCUACUUAGAGCCAUUGAUUGAUGAUCUACGAUCUUUGUGGGAUGGGGUUAGUGAUGUCUAUGAUGCACAUAGGAAAGAAUACUUUACUCUUAGAGGAGUUUUAUUAUGGACCAUCAAUGAUUUCCCCGCAUAUGGAAACUUAUCGGAGUGCACCACAAAAGGGUACAAAGCAUGUCCAAUCUGUGGUGACAACACUUCUGCUAUGCAUUUGCCCCAUAGUAGAAAAAUGUCUUACGGCUGCCACCGUAAGUAUUUGCCACGCCAUCAUCCAUAUAGGAGGCAGAAGAAGGCAUUUAAUAAUGAGCAAGAAUUCGAAGUUGCACCAGCACCACUAUCAGGAGAGGAAGUGUUCAACAGACUUCAGCAUGUUGACUAUGAGUUUGGGAAGGGAAAGAAGAAGAAGAAGAACUCGGCUGUAGAUGCAGUUGCACCUUCUUGUUAG